CUUCUUCCUCAGCUGCUCUCUGCUGCCAGCUCUCUCCCAGCACCAUGGCCUUCAGCGGCAAAUAUGAAUUUGAGAGUGAGAAGAAUUACGACGAGUUCAUGAAGCGCCUGGGUCUUCCAGGAGAUGUGAUUGAAAGGGGACGUAACUUCAAGAUCAUCACAGAGGUCCAGCAGGAUGGACAGGACUUCACCUGGUCCCAGUCUUACUCUGGAGGCAACAUCAUGAGCAACAAGUUCACCAUUGGCAAAGAAUGUGAAAUGCAGACCAUGGGGGGCAAGAAGUUCAAGGCUACCGUGACGAUGGAGGGUGGGAAGGUGGUGGCAAACUUCCCCAACUAUCACCAGACUUCGGAGGUCGUGGGUGACAAGCUGAUUGAGAUCUCCACCAUCGGGGAUGUGACCUACGAGCGUGUAAGCAAGAGGCUGGCUUGAGCCACCAGGCUGGGGCUCUGAGGGGCUACAACCCACCAAUAAAAGCAUUCCAUGGAUCACCAUUGCUAGCUCC
Molecule: messenger RNA, 504 nt
Organism: Arvicanthis niloticus (Nile rat)
Lineage: Eukaryota; Metazoa; Chordata; Mammalia; Rodentia; Muridae
Gene: Fabp6
Product: fatty acid binding protein 6
Molecular function (GO): lipid binding
Source: RefSeq, a predicted model, not a curated record